Lucilia cuprina (Australian sheep blowfly) is the source of this 589-nucleotide messenger RNA. Its product is annotated as lectin subunit alpha-like. Gene Ontology annotation, molecular function: carbohydrate binding. Bases 29 to 571 code for a protein of 180 amino acids. Gene Ontology annotation, biological process: biological process involved in interspecies interaction between organisms. Gene Ontology annotation, cellular component: external side of plasma membrane. The record is from RefSeq and is a predicted model, not a curated record. Lineage: Eukaryota; Metazoa; Arthropoda; Insecta; Diptera; Calliphoridae. The transcript is spliced from 3 exons.
GUAACAUUAAAAACUUAAACAAUUAAAUAUGCAAAUAUUAAGUUUAUCAAAACUUAUUCUGUUACUCUUGACUCUGGAACAAGUCUGUAGUAUUACACAUGAAAAAUUAUUUAGCGCUGAUGGGAAAAAAUUUUAUUACAUAGAAAAUGAAUACAAGUAUGAUUGGUUUGAAUCUUUAACCAAAUGUGCACGAAUGAAUAUGACUCUUUUGACAAUUGAUUCUAAAACCAAAUCCGAGGAAAUCAAUCAAGUUGUAAAGAAGGCUUUUGGCAAAAAUAUUAUUCUCUGGGUUGGUGGCUAUGCUGUGGGCUCAAAUCGUCAGUUUCGAUGGGUAUCCACUGGCGAAGAAUUUACUUAUACCUAUUGGCAUGGUGGAAAUCCAGAUUUCUAUAACAGUGAGGAAUAUUGUAUGCAAAUUGGUUGGUCUGCCACAAUGGCAUGGAACGAUAAUAAAUGUACGAAAAAAUUUGGUUUUGUUUGUGAGUUUAAACCACAAGAAUGUUCGGACAAUGUGAAUGAUAAGAACAGUAAAUAUCAAAAUAUUAUAAUAAAUUAUUUGCAAAACAAGUAAGUGUUAGUUGUUGUUUAA